Molecule: messenger RNA, 630 nt
Organism: Lottia gigantea (owl limpet)
Lineage: Eukaryota; Metazoa; Mollusca; Gastropoda; Lottiidae
Exons: 1
Coding region: 1-630 (209 amino acids)
Source: RefSeq, a predicted model, not a curated record
AUGGAUAAACGUGUGAACAAAUGUAAAAUACCUGCCACAAAAACAAUUGAAGCCACAAAGAAAGCCAAAGAAGCCAUGAGCCCAAAGAUUGCUCCUAAAGGCAAGAAAGACAAUCCAGGGCAAACCUCCUUAUUGUUAUUGGGUGUUAAAAAUAAGAAACAUUCUACUCCAGUGGGAAGCCCCAAAGGAUCAAGAGGAUCAUCCCGGAAGUCCAGUCCAAAUACAUCGAGACAGGGGAGUCCUACUUCCGGUGACUCGGACCCGGAUACGCCUGAUGGUAAACCAAGACGACGUCGUAGUUCUCCAAAACAAGUUGUUUCUUUGAAUCUCAACUCCAAAAAUAAUCCUUUACACCGAGACAAAGUCUUGGAAGGAAUCCUCCCUGGAGGGAAACCCGAUUUAUCCAAAAUCUCUAAACAGAAAGACGACGGCAUCAAAACGAGAGAGUCGACCCCAGAGGAAGAACACCCGGAAAGAAAGAGUCCAACGAUGGACGAAGAAUUCCGUCAAAAAGUCAAGAAAAUGGACUACAAUACAGUGUUUAUGUUAGCUCAAAGAACCAAAGGCCCCCAACAAUAUAAAUAUAGAAAAAUACUUCAGGAAAUGUACGAUGAACAAAAUAAAUCCUAA